CACAUUGGGUAAGCGGACGCAUUUGGUACCUACUUCGGCACAAGCAGGAGGGGAAGAUGCGCGCGGUGGUGGCGGUGCUGAGUGCGCUGCUGGCGGCAGCGGUGCUGUCCGCCGUGGCCUCGGAGCCGGCGACUCUGGUCCAGGAGCCGGUGCGGACCGAGUCCCUUUUGAUGAAACCGAAGGUGAUGAUCGCAAUCGUGGCUCGCAACGCCGCGCACAGCCUGGCACACUACCUGGGCUGCAUCGAGAGGCUGGAGUACCCGAAAGAGCGCAUCGCCAUCUGGGCAGCCACCGAUCACAACACGGACAACACGACUGCCAUGCUGCGGGAGUGGCUGAAGAGCGCCCAGCAGCUCUAUCACUAUGUGGAGUGGAGGCCGAUGGAAGAGCCGCGGUCCUACACUGAUGAGUGGGGCCCGAAACACUGGCCUCCGUCCAGGUUCAAUCACGUGAUGAAACUGAGACAGGCGGCGCUGAAGGCGGCGCGGGAGAGAUGGGCGGACUACAUCAUGUUUGUAGACAGCGACAACCUUCUGACCAACCCUCGAGUGCUUGACUUGCUGAUGGCUGAGAAUCGGACUCUGGUGGCGCCGAUGAUGGAGUCCCGCUCUCUUUACUCCAACUUCUGGUGUGGCAUGACCCCACAGGGUUACUACAAACGGACCCCGGACUAUCAGCCAAUCAGGGAGUGGAAACGUCUGGGCUGCUUCGCGGUCCCGAUGGUUCACAGCACUUUCCUCAUAGACCUCCGUCGUGAGUCCAGCAGGGACCUGACCUUCUAUCCACCUCACCCAGACUACAGUUGGGCGUUUGAUGACAUCAUGGUGUUUGCUUUUUCGGCACGGCAAGCCGGUGUGCAGAUGUACGUGUGUAACAGAGAGCCCUACGGCUUCCUCCCCGUCCCCCUGAAGGCUCAACAAAGUGUGGAAGAUGAGAGUGAGAACUUUAUACACACCAUCACGGAGGCUUUGAUCGACCACGACAUUGAGCCCACGCAGCACCUGUACUCUCCGGCCCCCACGCAGGACACCAUGGGUUUUGAAAAUAUCUUCCUCAUAAACUUGAAGCGCCGACUGGACAGGAGAACCAGGAUGUUUAAGUCUCUUGCUUCCCUGGGUCUCCAUGCCACGCUGACUGAUGCAGUGGACGGCAAGGCGCUGAACACGUCCCAGCUGCAGGCACUGGGAAUAGAAAUGCUGCCAGGAUAUAAAGACCCCUACUCAGGUCGAGUGCUGACGCGGGGAGAGAUCGGCUGCUUCCUCAGUCAUCACUCGAUAUGGACGGAGGUGUUGGAGCGUGGUCUUGAGAAGGUCCUCGUGCUAGAAGAUGAUGUGAGGUUUGAGCCGCGGUUCAAGCGGCGGCUCCAGGCCAUCAUGGACGACAUCGAUAAAACCCAGCUGGACUGGGACCUCAUAUAUGUGGGCCGGAAGCGGAUGCAGGUGCAGAAGCCGGAGAAGUCGGUGGACCAAGUCAACAACCUGGUGGAAGCAGACUACUCCUACUGGACUCUGGGAUACGCACUGUCUCAGCAGGGAGCCCGGAAGUUGCUGGCGGCUGAACCGUUCAGACGGAUGCUGCCAGUGGACGAGUUUCUACCCGUGAUGUUCAACAAACACCCCAAUGUGGAGUACAUGAAGCAGUUCAAGCCCCGGGACCUGAAGGCCUUCUCGGUGGAGCCUCUGCUCAUCUAUCCCACCCACUACACUGGAGAGCCCGGCUACAUCAGCGACACUGAGACCUCCACCAUCUGGGACGACGAGGCCGUGGCCACAGACUGGGACCGACAACAUGCCCGAAAAACCGCCCAGCAGGACCACAUCCAGUCGGUGGCACAGAACUCCGUCACCGGAGACUCGCCACCGCCGGCCUCUCGGGCAUCACGAGAUGAACUUUGAUGAGCCAAAGACUCCAGAGUCUGAGACAGAGACUCGCCCCCAUGACACGCACACACUUGAAUAGACUCCCCACACAGACAUGCUGGUGUCUGAGCAUCUCAAAUCUGUGACAGACAGGGAACCGGAUCUACGACCAGGACCAGAAGAGCCUUUCUUCAAUCUUUAUUUAUUCAUGAAUUGAUAUUUAUGAGUUAAUCAGGUGAGUUGGGUCUAAAAAAAUAAAAUAAUAUAAAAUGACAAUCAUCUUUCAAACAAGCAACAUGUGACACAUUCCUUAUUGACAGAGUAUUUUGUAUGUUAUUGGUGGAGAAGUAAGAGUCAUUAAACUGUCA
Molecule: messenger RNA, 2227 nt
Organism: Synchiropus splendidus (mandarinfish)
Lineage: Eukaryota; Metazoa; Chordata; Actinopteri; Syngnathiformes; Callionymidae
Gene: colgalt2b
Product: collagen beta(1-O)galactosyltransferase 2b
Exons: 12
Coding region: 57-1895 (612 amino acids)
Molecular function (GO): procollagen galactosyltransferase activity
Source: RefSeq, a predicted model, not a curated record